Python bivittatus (Burmese python) is the source of this 841-nucleotide messenger RNA. It is a transcript of the gene ZPBP, whose product is annotated as zona pellucida binding protein. Lineage: Eukaryota; Metazoa; Chordata; Lepidosauria; Squamata; Pythonidae. The record is from RefSeq and is a predicted model, not a curated record. Gene Ontology annotation, biological process: acrosome assembly; binding of sperm to zona pellucida. Gene Ontology annotation, cellular component: extracellular region; zona pellucida receptor complex; acrosomal vesicle.
UUCUUCUACCAGAAUAGAUCCUAGUACAUUGAAAGUUGUAGGAUCAACAAAUUUACCAGUGAAAGUUUAUGUCAGGCAGCAUCAUAACAGUCCGCGUAUUCUGUGUUUAACAAAUCAUCUGAGAAAUUCAGAAUUGAUCGAUCCAAUAUUUGAGUGGCAUGGACCAAGUGGUGAUUUGGUUACAGCUUAUUCUGAUCCUAACUUUUACUAUGAGUUUACAGCACGAUAUCAUUCAGCUCCCUGCAAUAGUAUCUAUAAUACUUCUUUUGAAAGGAAGUUGCUUCAGAUAUUGGCCAAGCUUGUUGUGGAGCUAGCCUGUGAGGUUUCGUUACAGAAGUCUGAAUGCCAUCAUGUAAAAAUGCAGAGAGCUGGAAUGCAAAAUGAGAUCUUCUUUACUUUUAAAGUUUCUUCUCUAGAAGCAGUAAAAGGCAAAACUCUGUGUCAGAAAAGUGUGUGUGAUGUAGCAAGAAGAUUACGAAAGGCAAAAGACCUAAUAGAGAAAUUUUUUAGCCAACAAGUUGAAGUUCUUGGAAAAAGAACAGCACCGCUACCUGAAAUAUACUACAUUGAAGGCACUCUGCAAAUGGUGUGGGUUAAUCGCUGUUUUCCAGGCUAUGGAAUUAAUUCUCUACUACAUCCAGACUGUCCUAAUUGUUGUGUGGUUUGCAGUCCAGGAUCAUUCAACCCUCAUGAAGGAACUCAUUGUCUUCAGUGCAACAGAAGUCUGGCAUAUGGAGCCAAACAUUGUUACUAGAAUGUCAGCAUAAUCCUUUUGCUAUAUAUUCAGUAACAUUCAUGUGCUUUAUAUCUUUGUAAUCAAAAUAAAAGGAUUUUUCAAAAA